AUGGUAGAACCUGUUGAUAAAAAGAGAAAGGUCGAGGUUCAAAGGGCCAAGAAACCUUCGAGAAUCUUCAGUCCUUUUAGAGUUCUUGGGAAUGUAUCCAAUGAGAUUCCAUUUGCCAUAGGUACUUUAGGUUCAACCUUUUACGUUGUUACAUCUGUGGGAAGAUCAUUUCAAAUUUAUGAUGUGGCUACUUUACAUUUAUUGUUUGUAUCUCAAAGUCAAACCUCAUCCAAGAUCACUAGUUUAGCUACUCAUUAUCAUUAUGUGUUUGCUUCUUAUGCUAAUAAAAUUGGAGUUUAUAAAAGAGGUAAACUUGAAAAUACCAUUGAAUGUCCUACCACCAAGAAUUUAAGUAAACUUUUAGUAUUUGGUGAAUUCUUAGUAGCAACUGCUUCUGAUGGUGAAGUAUUCAUAUUUAAAAAACCAACUUCCAAAUCAACCGAAUUAUAUUCAACGUUGAAAUUCUCCUUGAAUGAAGAUAUCACUGGUUUGAUCCAUCCUCCAACUUAUCUUAACAAGAUUGUUCUUACUACUCCAACUGACUUAUAUAUUAUCAAUAUCAGAACUGGGAAAUUAUUAUUUAAAACGAACUUUCCAGAAACUAUUAGUUGUAUUGAAUCAGCUCCAGUAUUGGAUAUCAUCGCUAUUGGUACCACUACCGGUAAUGUUCAUUUAUAUAAUUUAAGAAAAGCCAAGAUUCUUUCCAAAUUCGGUGUGGGAAAUGAAGAUAAAGUUGUUUCAUUAUCAUUCAGAACUGAUGGUUCUAAUCAUUUAGUUGCUGGUUUAAAUACCGGUGAUUUAUUCUUCUAUGAUUUGAAUAAAAAAUCAAGAAUUCAUAUUUUAAGAAAUGCUCAUAAGGAAAGUCAUGGAGGUAUUGCUAAUGUUAAAUUCUUAAAUGGUCAACCUAUCGUCAUUACUAAUGGUGGAGAUAAUCAUUUGAAAGAAUAUGUUUUCGAUCCUAAUUUAUCAGCUACCAUUGCUGCUCCACCUCGUCAUCUUAGAUCUCGUGGUGGUCAUUCAUCACCUCCUAUUGCGAUUGAAUUUCCAAAUGAAAAUAAAUCUCAUUUUAUCUAUAGUGCAUCAAGAGAUAAAUCAUUCUGGACUUUUUCUUUACGUAAAGAUGCUCAAGCUCAAGAAUUUUCUCAAAGAGUUAAACUGAAACAAUCCAUUCGUGAUAAAUUCCCUGAAAUUAUAUCUAUUGCAUCAUCUCAAGCUCGUGAAGGAGAUUGGGAAAACAUUAUCACCGCCCAUAAAGAUGAUAAAUUUGCCAGAACUUGGGAUUCAAGAUCUAAAAGAGUGGGUCGUCAUAAUUUAAACACCGUUGAUAAUGGAAUUGUCAAAUCAAUUUGCAUAUCUCAAUGUGGAAAUUUCUCCUUAGUUGGUUCAACAUUAGGUGGAAUUGGAGUUUAUAAUUUACAAUCCGGUAAAUUAAGAAAGAAGUAUAUGUUACAUAAAAAGGCAGUCACUGGAUUAGCUAUUGAUGGUAUGAAUAGAAUGAUGGUAAGUACUGGUUUAGAUGGUCUUGUUGGAUUUUAUAAUUUUUCAGAAUCAAAAUAUUUGGGUAAAUUAAAAUUAGAAGCUCCUAUUACUUCGAUGGUAUAUCAUAAAUCAUCCGAUUUAAUUGCAUGUGCCUUAGAUGACUUAAGUAUUGUGGUGGUUGAUGUUCUUACUCAAAGAGUAGUCAGAAUCUUAUAUGGUCAUACUAAUAGAAUCAUUGGUAUGGACUUUUCUCCCGAUGGUAGAUGGAUUGUAUCAGUUAGUUUAGAUUCAACUUUAAGAACUUGGGAUUUACCAACUGGUGGAUGUAUUGAUGGUAUUAGAUUACCUAGUGUGGCCACCAAUGUUAAAUUCUCUCCUAUUGGUGAUUUCUUAGCUACUACUCAUGUUUCAGGUAAUGGUAUUUCACUUUGGACUAAUAGAUCCCAAUUUGUCCCUAUUUCCACUAGACAUAUUGAAGAAGAAGAAUUUUCAAAUACAUUAUUACCAAAUGCUUCAGGUGAUGGAGGUUCAACUUUAUUAGAUGGUGCCUUAGAUGAAGAUAAUGAAGAUGAAGAAUUCAUUCAAAAAUAUGAAUCUGUUGAUCAAAUUGAUUCAUCAUUGAUCACAUUAAGUCUUGGUCCAAGAUCUAAAUAUAGUACUUUAAUUCAUUUAGAUACUAUUAAACAAAGAGGUAAACCAAAGGAAGCACCAAAGAAAGCUGAAAAGACCCCAUUUUUCUUAACUUUAGGUGGUGAAGUGGUAGGAGAUACUGCUAGUGGAGCCAACGGUAGUAAGGAUGCCAAUGGAUCCAAAGAUCAAACCAAUGAAGAAGAAUCUGGAAGUAAAUUACGUACAUUGAAUGGAAAUGGUCAUUCAUUUGAAUCAGAAUUCACUCGUUUAUUGAGACAAGGAUCUGAAUCCAAAGAUUAUACCCAAUUUUUACAAUAUAUUCUUCAAGCAGCUCCAUCAGUGAUUGAUUUAGAAAUCAGAUCAUUAAAUUCAUUCCCACCAUUGACUGAAUUCGCUAACUUUGUCGAAGCUUUAACUUUUGGAAUCACUUCAAAGGCUAAUUAUGAUUUAUAUCAAUCUAUCUUCUCUAUGUUUUUAAAGAAUCAUGGUGAUGUGAUCCGUAUUUUCAGUGAUGAAACUGAACUCAAUCAUGCUUUAGAACAAUGGUAUCAAAACAAUGAUGCUACCGACAUCGAUGAACUCGUCAAAUACUGUUCUGGUGUUAUUAAUUUAGUAUCAACUGUGUAA
Molecule: messenger RNA, 2736 nt
Organism: Scheffersomyces coipomensis
Lineage: Eukaryota; Fungi; Ascomycota; Pichiomycetes; Serinales; Debaryomycetaceae
Gene: UTP21
Product: rRNA-processing protein
Exons: 1
Coding region: 1-2736 (911 amino acids)
Biological process (GO): rRNA processing
Cellular component (GO): Pwp2p-containing subcomplex of 90S preribosome; small-subunit processome
Molecular function (GO): protein binding
Source: RefSeq, a predicted model, not a curated record